Nematostella vectensis (starlet sea anemone) is the source of this 1824-nucleotide messenger RNA. Its product is annotated as radial spoke head 10 homolog B. The transcript is spliced from 3 exons. The record is from RefSeq and is a predicted model, not a curated record. Bases 185 to 712 code for a protein of 175 amino acids. NCBI's taxonomy places the organism in Eukaryota, Metazoa, Cnidaria, Anthozoa, Actiniaria, Edwardsiidae.
CGCAGACUCACACUUUCCAAUAUGGCAGACGCUCUUCAUGCGGCAUAGCGAUGCAGAGCGUGACGUGAAGUUGAAGCCUAUGGACGAGGCUAAGCAAAAUUCUCAGAAGGAAAUUGCGAAUUGGACGAACUGAUACUGUUUUGUACCUCAAUAACGCAACAAACUUACGACUCUAUGGUUGAUCAUGGGAUCAUUUAUCUGUGUGUGUGGAAAUCCCGAGCCUGAACCCGCGGCCGACUAUGAUAAAAUAACCCCUUACCAAGGCGAAAGCAAAUUCGGCGUGCGUCACGGGAAAGGCAUCUAUUGCUACGAGAAAGGAGAUAUCUACGACGGACAGUGGAAAUGGGGCAAAAAGCAUGGCUAUGGAGUCUAUACAUACGCUAACGGAACAAUAAGACGAGGAUUUUUCUUUGAGGAUAUCUAUGUUGGAGAGGAUCCAAAAGAUCUGUUUGCGGAGCCUGUGGUAGUUGAGCAUAACCCGCCACGCCCACUCACUCCAACUCCUGAGCCCGCGGAAGAGAGAAAAAUAUCACCAGAGAUGGAGGAAUAUCUUCGCCAGCAGGCCGCAAAGCGACAAGAGCUUCGCGAGAAACACAAGAAAACAAGAGAAGAUAUUAUGAAAAAAUACAGUCUGGGAGAAUACAGAAAACAACCUCUCCAAACACAACGGUAUAAAAGGCCCUCUAAUGGAAGAUUGUAUAUGUCAGUCUGAUGUGAGAGCAUGAAGUGUUAGAACAUCACGGUGUAGAUCACGCGCCUUGAUUUCCGUGUAAUCAUAAACCAUUUCCCAUCAGCCAAAUUGUGGUCAGUGUGAAAGAUACUGACCCGUAACCAGGAUUUCCUGAGUUUCCUGUUAAUAUUCUGACCGCCUCCGAAAAUAAAAAAAAGGGAUUUUUUAUGCCAUUGCAGUAUCUCCACGGGACGUUUAUUAUUGGAUUUGGCUCAAAAAGCUUGACUUUUAGAUUUAUGAUAUACCUACCUUAUGACAUACCUACAUCUAGAAUGGCUUUUUUUUCUAAUUCGCUUAUGCUUUAUAGUUUGCUCUGCAAAGUCUAUUACGAACCGGAAGUAGACUUUUCGCCGUUGUUGGGGUUGCUAUCGCACCCACCCCCCUCCCCUAGGUAAGGAACUGAGAUAUGGCAAGAGUGAGACUAACUUUGCCAGGCAUAAUGAAUGAAUACCUCACAAAGUUACCAGAAUAAUGAAAAGCAGCGUUGGAAAAGCACGAACCUUUUAUACUUAUAUACCUACCUUAUAUACUUAUAUAGCUAUGGAAUAAAAAAUGAAGCAUAUAAAGUAUAGAAACACUUUGAGAGAGUCUCAGGCCAAUUAAGGCUUGACUAUGGGCUUAUACGCGGAUAUCUAAGCAUUUUUCAAAAAUACAAGACUGCGAUAACCUACAACAACCAAAUUUGACAUGGUGAAUAACCAUAGGAGAAAAACAUGAUCUGUGCAGUUUGUUGCCAUGGAAGCAGCAAACGUGCAUAUAUUUGCAUAUUAAUUAGCUAAAAACUUUAAACUUAAAUGGGGAAACUUUGUAAAUUGGUGUUCUAAGCACAUAUAUUCAUAUAUUCAUAGUCAAAAUCCCCAUAAUAAAUAGCCUUUGCAUCUGGUCCAUCGACCCCGUAACCAUGACAACGGUUACCGUGGUAACAUAAAAAAUUCUAUAUCUCGCUUAAAUUAAUAGCUGGACCAGAUGCAAAGGCUAUUUCAUACAUGUGUUAUGUCAAUAAACAAAUAUAUGCCAGUAAUAACCAUCAUAAGUAGAUGACCCAGACCCUAUGGAAUGAAAAAUGAAGCAAAUAAAGUAUAGAAACACUUUGA